AUGAACUUGAAAAAAUUGUUACCAAGUUGCCCUUACCUGUGAUUAGCAAAUAUCUAAUGAUAGAAACGGGCAUUGAGUGGCGUUACAUUUCACAGGCGGUGAGAAAGGCCAAGAUGCCGAUGGUGCCAGGAAGCAUUGCGAAAAUUCUCUGCAAGUUCGUUUCAAAAAAUCUGACACCUGAAGAAUUGGCAGAAACUGUGUCUAAGUUUAGAUUAAUUUAUUCAGAUGACGAUAACAAAUUUCAACCACCUCCGUUGAGUGACUCAUCUGAUAUUACUGAUUUAGCUGAUUAUGAAAUUGAAUCAAAGGAGAAAAAAUUAACAAGAAAGCGGGAGCGCAACCCACAUAACUGGAAAGUUGGAACAAUGAAACUUGGUGAUCUGAUAUACAUCAGUGUGCAAAUGAAAUCCACCCUAAAAGACGGACCAGUGCUGUAUAUUGCAACACCGCCUGGUCAACCGGUUGCUCUGGUCAGCUCUGUGCGAUCAUGGCUUCUAAAACACUGUGUUAGAGGACUUGGUUACCAAACAUUUGAAAAUGCACUUCUUCAUGGCAAGGACAAAGAUUCCUUGUUGAGAGCUCACAAUCCUAUGGAGAACGAGGUCGCUGACCACCUAGCUGAGAGGCCAGAGUACAGGCCAAUACCUUGUAUCACCCGAGGUGGUAUAGACUACACCGGAAUGACCAAUGAUGAGGAGUAUGUGAAACGGAUUCUUGGGCCAAAUCCACCGAUAUUGACUGAACUGUCCAUUACCACGGAGAAAGACAUUUAUGAUCCAACUGAAGGGACAAGGAGAAUGAAGAUGACAUUUGAAUUGAAGAGUAAAAAUAUUGCCAAAACUCUUCAGGAAUGGGUUGCCAAAGGAGCUAUUGCUCCCACCUCCGAACUAUUUUAUAUAUUUAAUGAAAUUAAGUCUAACAAAAUAAUGAUUGAUAAUAAUAACUAAAUCUUAGAUUAAGGAAUCGUCUCCGCUGCGCUCCAACUAGAUACCGUAGGGGUAGUCGCAAAGUGCGGCAACUAAUACUACACCCAAGUGGCCGUACUCGAGCCAGUCUCGAACAGUGUGUGACGUUGACGUGCCACAUGUUGUGGUAAAUUUUGUUAAUACUAUAAUGGCGGAUUGCGUAGUAAAAAUAAUAUUACAAGAAAUAAGAAAGACACUGUGAUCACAUAUCAUCAGUAAGUGUUUUAUAUUUUAUUAAUUACAAUGUAAAAUAACACGAAGCGUAUGUUACAAAAUUUUAAAGACGCCAUUCAGUAUCAAGCAUGCGGCAGGCGCGCGAGGCGAUCCGUGCGGAAAGCGGGGGGAGAUGUUUCCGCUUUUUUGUUUUGACUAUAUUCAACUCGCGCGAAAACUGCAGAUACAUUUCGAUGUGUCGUUAAAUUGUAAUUUAUUAAAUCAUCUCAUUAUUUUUUCUUGUAUGACAAUUUUGAAGCGAGCCAUCAUCGCUGUUUAAUACUAUACACACUUGACAUACGAGGGCGGCACUGAAAAUUUCGGGAAUCAAGGAAGUGACACAACAUUGCUAUUUAAAAAUGUAUUUAUUGCUCUUCGAAGUAUUCUCCGCGAAAUUUGACACAUUUUUCCAUACGAUGGAACCAAUCAUUGAAGCAACCAUUCCAUUCGGAAGUUGGGUCUCCAAAAUGGCCGUUUUGUAGGCGUCCACAGCUUCUUCAGGUGAUGAAAAUCUCUGACCACGCAAUUUAUUCUUUAUUUUAGGGAAAGUAUAGAAAUCAUUAGGGCUUAGGUCGGGGCUGUACGGCGGAUGGUCUAAUAAUUCUAUGUUUUCUUGCUCUAAAAACUCUUUUGUUCUGUGUGCGGUGUGAGAACUCGCAUUGUCGUGAUGAUGCGGCGGUUGCAGUUCUCUUUACGGAGUUCAGAAACGACCUGUGGCAAACAAAUGCUAGCAUACCAUUCUGCAUUAACCGUUCUUUGUCCCUCAAGAGGAAUAGUCGCAACAUGGCCGGUUUAGGAGACAAACGUGGCCACCAUUUUUUUUGCAACACUCCGUGAACAAACAAUUUUUGUUGGCUUCAACUCAUUUUCGAACACCCAAACUCGUGACUGGUUUUUUCUUUCGGGUUCGUACGCGUAUAUCCAGGAUUCGUCACCUGAUACGAUUUUGUAUACAGCAUUUGAGGAUCCUGCGUGAAAUCUUUACAGAGUUCUGACGCACCAAGUAUCGCGAGCCGCUUUUUGCUCUUCACAGAGCAAAUGCGGUAUCCAUCAGGAAAACAACUUUUUUACACCUAAUUGUUCAUGCAAGAUUAUUCUCAUGCCAAUGUCUUAAGUUGCCUGAAUUUCUUUGAAAAAACCUUGUGACAAGACCGAGAAUCUUUUUUUAAAUAACUAAAAAUUUUAUUCGAUUUUUAAAACCAAGGAGAAAUUAAAAAGAUUUUAAUAUGACAGGAACAGUGGAAAUAUUCCAUUCCCGAUACUUUUAGUGCAGCCCUCGUAUUAUGUACACUUGUAUCAAAGACUGUAUGCGUAAGACGACUGUAUCCAAAAACCAUCAGUACAGAUGAUGUUUAUGGUGUCAUAAAUUUCAUAGAACAGAAUGUAUCGAGUGUUUGACACGAGUAUAUUUCAUACCUAUCUUCUAUUCUAUCUUCUUCGUUUCCUUUUAUGUAUGUCUGAAUUGUCCAUUUCUAAUAACAGAAAUUCUUUGUACUGCCAAAGACUGAGUGAAAUUUAAUAAAGCAUUGAGAUAACAAUUAU
This is a messenger RNA of Leptidea sinapis, 2720 nucleotides long. RefSeq lists its product as uncharacterized. The record is from RefSeq and is a predicted model, not a curated record. The coding region runs from base 57 to 947 and encodes 296 amino acids. Lineage: Eukaryota; Metazoa; Arthropoda; Insecta; Lepidoptera; Pieridae. The transcript is spliced from 5 exons.